AUGAACAGGGUCAAGAAGGAGAACGAUCUACAGAAACGAGACGAUGAUGAUGGCUCAUCAUCUUAUCUAUCUAAAGAACUGGUCGAAGAGAUUCUUUUGAAGUUGCCGACUAAAUCCAUACCGAAGCUCAUCGUCGUCUCGAAGCUCUGGUCUUCUAUAGUCCGCAGCAAGAAGUUCAUCGAUCUGUACAUGAAACGAUCUCUUACUCGUCCUUGUUUUCUCUUCUUAUUCAACCGUGACGACGUCCAGUUCUAUCACUCAGCCACUCAGGAGGCAGCAGCACCGUGUUGUUACACUUGUAGACUAUCAAGCUUUCCUCUGAGUCUUAUUGAAACGCGGAUCUCUUCACUAAGUUUCAACGUUUCUCAACCGGUACACGGAUUUAUCUGCUGUCAAGAUUUGGAUAAGGUGGUGGUUUUGAAUCCUAGCACGGGCCAAGUCUUGGUUUUACCACAAGUUAGAACUAGGAGGACACAAAUAUCAAGAUUCUUCGGAUACGAUUCGAUAAGAGAUGAAUACAAAGUCUUGUGCAUGACGGUGUUGCAAGUUUCUGACGAAGAUGAACCGGUUGUGAGCGAGGAGCAUCAAGUUUUCACAUUAGGUGUAGGGAAGAAGAAAGAAGCUACGUGGAGAAUGAUCGAAUGUAAGGUUCCACAUUGUCCUGCAACCGAAGGGGUGUGUCCGAAGAACGGUGUUGUUUAUUACGGAGCUUGGUCCAACAGUGAUAAAUACGGAUCUGUAAUUGUGGCCUUUGAUGUGAGAUUGGAAGAGUUCACUCUUGUUAAGUUACCCCUUGGUGUCAAAAUUAAUGAUAGUGGUUCUGGAUUGGUGAGCUGCCAGGGGAAGGUGGCUUUAGUUAAUCAAAAUCAAUCAUAUCAUAAUAAGUUGAAUAUGUGGGUUUUGGAAGAUGUCGACAAACCAGAAUGGUCUAAGAUCUCAGUUGUGGUUCCUUUUUGGGAUGGUUUAUCUGGACCAGAGUUUUUUCACUGCAGAGGUGCUAUCAGUUCUGACGAGUUCAUAUUCUCACCAAUCUAUCCGACUGUGCGCCCCUUCUUUAUCGUCAGCAAGGAAGACAUAGCCACAAGAGUUGAGAUUGAAGGACUUGGAGAUAACUUUGGUUUUGUGAUUGUCUUGUUGGAUUAUGCAGAGUGUCCUAUUUUUCUCUAA
Molecule: messenger RNA, 1167 nt
Organism: Capsella rubella
Lineage: Eukaryota; Viridiplantae; Streptophyta; Magnoliopsida; Brassicales; Brassicaceae
Product: F-box/kelch-repeat protein At3g04660
Exons: 1
Coding region: 1-1167 (388 amino acids)
Molecular function (GO): protein binding
Source: RefSeq, a predicted model, not a curated record